CUCUAGCCAAGUCAAUUCAUUCUAUCCCAGGAGACGAAUACACAUCUACCAACAUGUACAAGAUCGCAGUCCUCUUCGCCCUCGUCGCUUGUGCUUCCGCCGGAUACCUCGGUGGAUACGCCGCCGCCCCAGCCUACGGCUAUGCCGCCCACGCUCCAGCUCUGUCCUAUGCAGCCCAUGCCCCAGCUCUCUCCUACGCCGCUGCCCCAGCUUACUCUUAUGCCGCCCCAGCCAUCACUACCGUUUCCCACGCUCCAGCAGUAUCUUAUGCUGCUCCAGUUGCUACCGUCGCUCACGCUCCAGUCGCCACUGUAGCCCAUGCUCCAGUUGCCACCUCCUACUCUAACACCUACAGGACCGUCAACAAGGCUGUCGCCGUCGCUGCCCCAGCAGCCUACGCCGCACCUGCCGUCUCCUACGCUGCUGCCCCAGCUUACUCUUAUGCUGCCCCCGCUGUUGCCACCGUAGCUCAUCAUCCAACUCUAUCCUACGCCGCUGCCCCAGCCGUCUCCUAUGCUGCCGCCCCAGCUUACUCUUACGCCGCUCGUCCAGCCCUCUCUUACGGAGGUCUUGCCUACAAGAGCGGUCUUGCCUACGGUGCUGGUUACGGAUACGGAAACUCUCUUGGAUACUCUUCCCUCCUCCACCACUAAGUGAAAAACAAUGUACCUUUACCAGAGCUCUGACACGUAGAUCUGUACCGCAUGUAAAUAAGCUCUCGUAAAUUAUUUUAAAUUAAAAUAAUUUUAUAAAUAAUAAAUAAUUUAUAUAAAAUAUA
This is a messenger RNA of Nezara viridula (southern green stink bug), 778 nucleotides long. NCBI's taxonomy places the organism in Eukaryota, Metazoa, Arthropoda, Insecta, Hemiptera, Pentatomidae. The record is from the annotation of a GenBank genome assembly.